AAUCCAUCUCAUCUCAUUACCUCUUACUUGAUCUCCAUUAAAAUUAUGAAUCAUCAGAUUAUGAUGAACAUUUUCAAUGUGUCUAUUGCUUUGUAUCUUUGCAUUCUUUUCGUAUUUGUUUCAUCUGAUAGUCCAGGAGCAAUGAGAGAUCUUGUGACAAACUUUCCUGGCCAACCAAAAGUGAGCUUCAGACAUUACGCCGGUUAUGUCACAGUUAAUGAAACAAAUGGGAGGGCUUUGUUUUAUUGGUUCUUCGAAGCUAUGACUCAUCCGAACGUAAAGCCUUUAGUACUGUGGCUUAAUGGAGGUCCUGGAUGUUCUUCUGUGGGAUACGGAGCAACACAAGAGAUUGGUCCAUUUCUUGUUGAUAACAAAGGAAACGAUCUUAAGUUUAAUCCCUACGCAUGGAAUAAAGAGGCCAAUGUUCUCUUUCUUGAAUCUCCGGCUGGUGUUGGGUAUUCAUAUACAAACACAAGUAGUGAUUAUAGAAAACUUGGCGAUGACUUUACAGCGAGAGACUCAUACAUUUUUCUCCAGAAGUGGUUCUUGAGAUUCCCAGCUUACAAAGAAAACAACUUCUUUAUCGCAGGAGAGAGCUAUGCAGGAAAAUAUGUACCCGAGCUUGCAGAGGUUAUUUAUGACAAGAACAAGGAACACAACGACAACUUGUCACUUCACAUUAAUUUAAAGGGGAUUUUGCUUGGAAAUCCAUUGACAUCAUAUGCGGAAGAUUGGACAGGAUGGGUGGAUUAUGCGUGGAGCCACGCAGUGAUAUCAGACGAGACAUAUAGAGUCAUUAAAAGGAGUUGCAAUUUCAGUAGUAACACUAUAUGGGACGUUAAAGAUUGCAAAGACGGCGUAGAUGAAAUACUCAAACAAUACAAAGAGAUCGAUCAAUUCAGCCUCUACACUCCUGUCUGCAUGCACCAUUCAUCAAAGGUUGAUUCCUACGUCAACUCCAAGAUGAUACCAAGGCUGUUCGAUGGAUUUGACCCGUGUUUGGAUGAUUACGCAAAAGUAUUCUACAAUAGAGCUGAUGUUCAAAAGGCUCUUCACGCGACUGAUGGUGUUCAUCUCAAGAACUGGACCAUUUGCAACGCUGAUAUUCUAAAUCACUGGAACUGGACUGAUUCAAAGCGAUCCGUUUUGCCUAUAUAUAAGAAACUCAUUGCCGGAGGAUAUAGAGUUUGGGUUUAUAGUGGCGAUACUGACGGAAGAGUUCCGGUACUCUCGACAAGGUACUGCAUAAAUAAACUGGAAUUACCAAUCAAAACAACUUGGAGGCCAUGGUAUCACGAGAAACAGGUAAGUGGAUGGUUUCAAGAAUAUGAAGGUCUAACGUUUGCAACCUUCAAAGGAGCAGGACAUGACGUGCCUACGUUCAAACCCAGCGAAUCUCUUGCGUUUUUCUCUGCCUUUCUCAAUGGAGUUCCUCCCCCUUUGGCGCGAUAAAGACAAACUAGUUAUGAAGAAUUGAAGACUAUAAUAAAUUUUAUAUGCAUUU
Arabidopsis arenosa is the source of this 1504-nucleotide messenger RNA. The record is from the annotation of a GenBank genome assembly. Lineage: Eukaryota; Viridiplantae; Streptophyta; Magnoliopsida; Brassicales; Brassicaceae.